AUGCUGAACGAGAUCCGCGACAUCGUGCACCCGCUGUUCUCAUCUGUCCCUCCCCCAGAGCUGGAUAGAAAGCAACUCCUCAAAAAGAUCAAGAUCACUACCGCAGACCUUCCUCGCCCUCACCUCCGUACGCGUGGUCAGCCUACCAUCAAUGUCACCACCUCUACCACGGGCAGGAACGAUAAUACCAACGACGGCGGCGACAUCCUCCCCCAUCCAGUGGUCCGCUAUGCGCAUGGGAAGGGGUGUGUUUACUCCGACAAGCCAGACAUCGUGGUCAAGUCUGCCGAGUUCGUCAAGACAGUCGACGCUUUCGCGAGGACGAGGCUUGACAACCUGACCAGACUACUCGACGCGGGAAUUACCUAUGUCGAUAAUGACCUGGAGCUCACUUGUACCCGGAACGAGACGUCUACUCCCACUUCAAGUGCAGCCUCAACGUCUCCUUCGUCUGCUUCGCCUUCAGAGACAGAGUCCGAUUCGGACUUCGACACAAAUACGACCACGACUAGCUUUACAUCGUCUUCGGCCAGAAGAGGCGUGGAGGACGAUGGCCACGCGGACCUGGACAUCAGCUUAACCCGCCUUUUCGCCCGUCUCGCGGCCAACGAAGUUACCGACAAGAUGCGUUCCGAGCAGAUCCGUCUGCAAGCAUGUCUCGCAACAAGCAGUCUGGCCAAGGGGCUGUAUUGGAAGAGAUGUAAUGGAGUGUUCAGGAACGCGCUGGACGAUGAGCUCCUGCCUGCUUCUAUCUCUAUCACGGCUUCGACGACCACCGGUGAUUCGGCUGGCGAGGCCAUGGGUGAUGACAAGGAGGCGAAUGCCACUGUCGAUGUCACUUUAAAGACCACUCAUGUAGACGCAAGCGAGACGAACGAGGCAACUAAGAAUCCAUUCGCGCUCACAAGCACCACCACCGACGAGGCCAACAAUGCUAUGAAGGCAACCUCGAUUUCUCUCGUCACUCCAGGCGAUGGUCAUCACCACAGAGCGCAGACAGUAUCGGGAUAUGGAUAUGCUGUCCUUGCCCCGACGCGAGCACUAGCACAAUCCCGACUGAAGACUAGCGGCACAAAGUCACAAGCCAGCGUCAAUGCUCUCUCGCCAGGCUCAUUCAGCAUCGACACUCCUCCCUUUUCUGCGCCAACAUCAAUAUCAACAUCGGCACAAUUCUCGAGCAUCAGCUCUCGCUUCCCACCUCUCGGCUCAGACACGUCUGGAGAAGAAAAGCAAGGAGACUGUGACGUGCCUAGUGCUCGGGCAGAAAACGAACAGGGCCACGACUCCGAGUACGCAAGAAUCCACCUGGUCCGCACCAACCCGGAAACAUUCACAUUCACGUCCUCCAUCCUCAUGAACCGCGAGGCCAUGGUCCGGUCUGGCGCAGUGGACGAUGACGAUCUGUGUCUCACCGGCUGGGGGUAUAAUCGUCUUGAGAAGAGAGUGAAGGGGAAUGUGGAUUGAGACAUCUCGCGCAUGAGAAAACGGACGGGAGAAGGUGGGAUAGUAGAGCAAGAGCGAGGGUGCUAAAAAUGCUGCUUUUUAUGCCAUCGAGAUACUAGUAGUUUCCGAGAGGUGAAAGGGGUUGGACAUCAAGUAGUGGAUAUCAUCG
Exophiala xenobiotica is the source of this 1612-nucleotide messenger RNA. RefSeq lists its product as uncharacterized. The record is from RefSeq and is a predicted model, not a curated record. Lineage: Eukaryota; Fungi; Ascomycota; Eurotiomycetes; Chaetothyriales; Herpotrichiellaceae. Bases 1 to 1464 code for a protein of 487 amino acids. The transcript has a single exon.